This is a messenger RNA of Helobdella robusta, 369 nucleotides long. RefSeq lists its product as hypothetical. The record is from RefSeq and is a predicted model, not a curated record. Gene Ontology annotation, cellular component: cytoplasm. NCBI's taxonomy places the organism in Eukaryota, Metazoa, Annelida, Clitellata, Rhynchobdellida, Glossiphoniidae. Bases 1 to 369 code for a protein of 122 amino acids. The transcript is spliced from 4 exons.
AUGGUGAUCAAAGUUUACGUUUCUCGUGUUUCUGGUAGUCUUGAUAUCAGGAAGAAACAGGAGUUUAUUCGGUCCGUUCUGCAGGGAAAGAAGAUUUCAUUCGAAGAGGUGGACAUAUCUGAUGCUGCCAACGAGUCUGAAAAACUUUUUAUGAGAGAACACGGAGAACCAUCUGCCAAUGAGAAGAAUGUUCUGCCACCUCAGAUAUUCAACAACAGUGUUUACUGUGGUGGUUAUGAAGCAUUUCAUGAAGCCAAUGAAGAUAACGAACUGAAGAAAUUUCUAAACUCUAUUAAAAGUUUGAAAAUUGCCAUUUUAUUUUCAGUGAACCUGCUGCGUACUUUCAAAGGCUUCCUAAUCGUUAAUUAG